AUGGUGGGAUGUGGGUACCCAGAACUGUACCGGGAAGAGGGGUCGAGCCUAGGUGGGGAAUGUACGGGUCGGGUUGCUGGGGGGUUGUCUGCCCAGGCUUUGUGGGCUGAGAUGGUGGUGCAAUGGGAUCCGCUGCUAGGAGAACAUGGCGGGGGAGUGAAAGGACCAGCUAGCAGCGCUCGUUGUUGUUACCCGAGCCGGGCACACCCCCUUCCUCUCCCACGCCAAUCGCCAUGCGAGGAUGGCGUGAGUGGCACGCCUCUCUACCAGCAACCGCCAAUCCCGGUGGAACGGCGACCACCCUGGCCACGCCUUGGCCAAUCGGAGGCGAAACAAACAUUUGGGGCCACGCCUGCUUCCGCAGGCCACCCAAUCAAAGCAGAUGCAAACAGUGGCUACGCCCCAGUCUCCGAGUCACGGGCCUACAGUGCGAGGCGAACGGGCGGUUUUCCUUGCCAAAGAAGGCGCCCAAUCGGGAGACACAUAGGCAGCCAUGGUCACGCCCCCGCGCACAAGGCAGCCAAUCGAGCGGGACGUAAACAGGCAGCGGCGCGCCCCCUGGUGGGCGGUGGCAUGCCGGUGGGCAGGCACGCGUCGCCUGUCAUGGAGGAGCCGGCGCUGCGGCCCGCGGCGGCCGCCGGUUUCCCAGCCGCGGAGGAGGAGGGACCUGGUAGUGAGCCUGAGGGGCGGAGGCGGGACGAGCGGAGCCUGGAGGCGCUGAGCCUGGCCGCCGGCGGCGGGGCAGCGGCGGGGCGGCAGCUGUUGGAGGGGCGGCGGGCGACGCUGGCGAGCGCCCUGGAACUGGAGGGAACGGUGCUGCGCGAGGGGCGCCUGACUCAGUUCGUAGCCAACAACCUGGAGCGGCGGAUCCGGCUGAGCGGUGCCCCACGGGGCGAGGCGGCCGCGGGAGGCGGUAGCUCCAUCCCCGCCAUCGAUCCCGGGGCGCUGCAGGACGUGGUGGCCCUGGCCGGGCAGGUGGCGGCGCAAGUGGACGAGCUGCUGCGGAACGUGCACUGCGGCCUGCAGGCCCUGACGGCGCUCAGCGUCGGCUGCAUCCAGACCUACCGCGAUGGGGUGGAGAGUCUGGGCGAGGCGGCCGACCUCAGCAUCCGCGCUAUGUACGCGCUGGUGGCGCGCUGCGAGGAGCUGGACCGUGCCAUGCAGCCCGUGCCCGCCUUGGCCAAGCGCAUCCGUGACAUGAAGGGUACCCUGGAGCGGCUGGAGGGGCUCUGCAAGUAGGGCUGCCCCGGCGGAGGUCACUGCCCCGCUGCCGUUUUCGCUGUCACCAGGAUGCCGAGCAAGGAGUCGCCCGCCGAGGCUAGAAGAAACAGGGCCUCGCCGUCGCCCUUGCUGUACCAGCAGCGCUCCCGCUACGCCUUCGCCGAGCUCUGGAGGGCAGCUUGGCCGCCCCACCCUGCCAGGCUUCCCACCGGGGCUGCUGCUGCCCUGCCUCUCCAGUAGACCUGUCAGCGGGCGCGCACACGGCGUCGUGUUUAGCAGCCCACCUACACAUCCUUCCUCUCUGUGCCCCUCUAUCUGACUAGCCGACAUUUGUGGCCAGUUCGCUGUUACUAAUUUGGAGGAAUUUUUUUCAACAGAUGAAAGCGAAGGUCCCAGUUGAACUCGCGGGGUAAAUGGCAGACGGUGCUUUUUAGCUUCAGCUCCAUUAAAGAAGUUGGUUUCCACAUGCCUUAUGCUUUCUAUUUAUUGAGGGCUAGGAAGAAGUAACCAAACUUAAGUAAAAGCAGCUGUUGAUUUGUUUUGUUUUUAAACAAAUUUGAAAUUGUUGUGGAUAAUUGCUUGAUGCUUACAGGCAUACAUGUUUAUUCGUAGUUGACUUGGUGCCUGACAAGUAAUUCUCACUUCUGCCAUUCUAGCCAGUAAACACACAGAACACUGCUGUCUCUUACAGGACACAGUUUUAUGAGAAGAGGGAAUUAUAUAUAACAGAGACACUUGCUUUCUGACAGCAGUAUAAAAUCCAUGGUACAGAAUUGAGGUUCAGAUAAGAGUAAAUCUAUAUACAAAGUUCUAAAUAAAAGCCUUCAGAUAAAGGAUGCUUUGCCUCUUAAUCUCUACAAUUUUCACAUACAAAGUUUAAAAGGCAUCACUCUGAAAUGUUCCUGGGAUUUUGUUGUGGUUUUCUUUUCAGUUGGGAAAAUAAUCUUAAUUAGAUAGGGAACAUGAACGUGUGAUGAUAUUACUUGGAUGUAUGACUGCCAUAAAAUGAGUUCCUUGAGAGAAUUUAUUUGUAUAACUUGAAGCUUCUGUAUAUGCCUCAUUAUGCAGAGGUGAUUUUGCUUUAUUAAAGUAUUUCCUCAGGGGCCUGAGAGUAGCUGAAUACUGACUAUGGUUCCUAUGUGACUAGCCUCUCAAACGAUGCUUGUGACCCAUUUAGGUCACAAGUGCCCUUGUAACAAGAUGUCA
Messenger RNA from Indicator indicator, 2427 nucleotides. It is a transcript of the gene BORCS6, whose product is annotated as BLOC-1 related complex subunit 6. Lineage: Eukaryota; Metazoa; Chordata; Aves; Piciformes; Indicatoridae. Gene Ontology annotation, biological process: lysosome localization. Gene Ontology annotation, cellular component: BORC complex. The record is from RefSeq and is a predicted model, not a curated record.